Messenger RNA from Cyprinus carpio (common carp), 2288 nucleotides. RefSeq names its product choline kinase alpha. Lineage: Eukaryota; Metazoa; Chordata; Actinopteri; Cypriniformes; Cyprinidae. Gene Ontology annotation, cellular component: cytoplasm. The record is from RefSeq and is a predicted model, not a curated record. Gene Ontology annotation, molecular function: choline kinase activity; ethanolamine kinase activity. Gene Ontology annotation, biological process: phosphatidylethanolamine biosynthetic process; CDP-choline pathway.
CAACAUACUGCGCACGAAACGCAUCUGAAGCAGUGUGUUCUUCAUCACAGUAGUACGUACAGUUAUACGGUGUCAGGUGGUCCCAUUAAAUCUGCGUUUAAAAUAUCUGAUAGUUAUAAAGCUGCAUAGAGAGUCUGUGACAAAAUUUAUUGCCUGCAAUUUUUGAUUAUUUACGUUUAUACCAGUAACCAACAGCAAAGAUGAAGACUAAAUUCAUCAAUGGCGUCUCUUCCUUGCCUUCAAUGUCUCUGGGUUUAUUGGUAAAUGAGAAUGUCCUCGAAGUCCAGCCAGACAUUGUGAACGACUGCAAAGACAUUAUUCGACCGGAUGAGCCCGACCACCAGACGAAGCGUAAGGCGUAUCUGUGGUGUAAAGAAUUCCUUCACGGAGCCUGGACGUGCAUAGAUGAAGAUGAUUUCCAAAUCUCUGUUAUCAGGGGAGGUCUCAGCAAUAAACUGUUCCUCUGCGCUUUGCCAGAGAAGCAACCAAGCAUUGGAGAUGAACCACGAAACGUGCUCCUUCGUCUCUAUGGAAAAAUUCUGCAGAUGUCCUGUAAUAAAAGGGAUUCCAGACAAUCAAACACAGAAAAUCACUUUCAAGGAGCUGAUGCCAUGGUACUGGAGAGUGUGAUGUUCGCCAUCCUGGCCGAGAGGGAGCUUGGGCCCAAGCUCUAUGGCAUUUUUCCACAGGGGAGACUGGAACAGUUUGUCCCUAGUCGAAAAUUGUCUACAGAUGAGCUGAGUGUCCCUGGUAUAUUUGAUGAGAUUGCUGAAAAGAUCACCAGAUUUCAUGGAAUGAGAAUGCCCUUCAACAAGGAGCCAAAGUGGCUGUUUGGCACCAUGGAAAAGUACAUGGAUCAAGUGCUUCAGCUCACCUUCACCAGGGAGCACCAUCUACGAAACUUCUCCCGCCUUUUGAGCUACAACUUGCCUCAAGAGAUGGACAGUCUCAAGUGUCUACUUGAGUCAACUCCCUCUCCUGUUGUUUUCUGCCACAAUGACUUGCAAGAAGGAAACAUCUUGCUCCUGAAUGGCCGUGAGAACACAGACAGACAGAGGCUCAUGUUAAUCGACUUUGAAUACAGCAGCUACAACUACAGAGGAUUUGACAUUGGAAAUUUCUUCUGUGAGUGGACUUAUGACUACACCUAUGACAAGUUUCCAUUUUUCAUCACCAACACCAAAAAAUACCCCACCAAAGCACAGCAGAUGCAUUUCUUUCAGCGUUAUCUGUUGGAAUCUCAUGCUGGAUUUGAAAACUUGAGUGAGGAGGACCAGCAGAAACUCAAAGAGGAUAUGCUAGUGGAGGUUAACAGGUUCGCUCUGGCCUCCCAUUUCUUCUGGGGAUUGUGGUCCGUGAUCCAGGCCAAAAUAUCAACUAUUGAGUUUGGGUACAUGGAGUACGCCAUGGCCAGAUUUGACGCGUACUUUGAGCUGAAAAAGAAGCUCAGGGUUUAAAGAAAACAUGCAUAAAUUCCCAACGGACAGUAGGAAGAGGGAACAGCUGCUCAUAUGUUGUCAAGAAAAGAGCGGAGCAAAUUUUGAAUGUGCUUAAAAGAGGAUGCUCUGCGUCUGUAGUGAUUCAGCCGUGCUGUAUGGACCAAAAUCAAUGCAACAUACGUAUUUAAAAAAAGGCCCUGUGCAUUGAGUGUCCCCCAUAUGCUGAUUCUCAGUGUUUACAAGUUUAAGCUUCUCACAUUUAACACACCAGCCUGAGCUUCUGGACAGCUGGAGAAUGAUAGAGGAGAAUAACAAGGUCACAUGGCGAAAAAAAAGACUGUAGGUCAGGGGAAAAUAUUUUACGCAGCUGCAAUUUGAUUCAUAAGUCAAAGAAUGGUGUGGUGGGAAGUUCUUGAUACUAACUUAAGCCUCGUGGUGUUUCUUAUCACCUAGUCAUGUAGUGUUAUCUACACAAUCGGUGAUAGAAGAUGCGCUGUGAAAGAGUAAGGUUCAAAAACUGGACCUGUUACCAGAAGAUGGUACAACAGAGCAAACGAUGUUAACACUGUGGUUCUGAUGAUUCAGUAUUGUGUUUGUUUCCAUUUCUGUUUCCAGUUUUUGGGUGUCCUUUUUACUGGAUGAUUUACCUCUUUUCUACUUCUAUUAGAUCAUGUCUUGUUUGAUGUCUUUUUCUAGUAGAUCCGCAUGAUGUGAAGUGAAAUACCUGUGGGACCGCACCAUCUGCAUGCUCCUUAGGAGAGAGAUAGUAUGAAAUAUCUGUCUUAAAGGGAUACUCAAAAUGAAAAUGUUGUCAUUAAUCACUUACCCCCAUGUCGUUCCAAAUCCAUA